Cynara cardunculus var. scolymus (artichoke) is the source of this 843-nucleotide messenger RNA. Its product is annotated as psbP domain-containing protein 2, chloroplastic. Gene Ontology annotation, cellular component: extrinsic component of membrane; photosystem II; photosystem II oxygen evolving complex. The record is from RefSeq and is a predicted model, not a curated record. Gene Ontology annotation, biological process: photosynthesis. Gene Ontology annotation, molecular function: calcium ion binding. Lineage: Eukaryota; Viridiplantae; Streptophyta; Magnoliopsida; Asterales; Asteraceae. The coding region runs from base 18 to 701 and encodes 227 amino acids. The transcript is spliced from 3 exons.
GCACCCACACCCACAAGAUGAUAUCUGCUUCAUCUGGUCUUUGCUUCCCACAAUCACCCAUCUUCUUCAAUCGAUUAACAACCCUCACUCAACAACCUCCUUCUAUUUCUGUUUCUAAUCAACAAUUUCAACCCACCAGAAGAGAACUGUUCAACUUCUCCAUCUUCACCAUCAUAAUCAAUGCCCCUUCCAAAUGCAGCUGGGCUCAAGCAGAGGAGUUGCUACACCUCCAAAGGUACACAGACACCAACCAAGGUUUUACACUCCUCAUACCCACAUCUUGGAUCAAGGUUGAAAAAGCUGGAGCCACUGUGCUGUUUGAGGAUCCCAACAAAGGAGGUAACAAUGUAGGGGUUGUAGUAACACCAGUUCGUCUCACCACUCUCCGUGACUUUGGGGAUCCUCAAUUUGUUUCAAAUAAACUCAUUCAAGCUGAAAAACGCAAGGAAAGCACAAAAGAUGUAGAAAUAGUGUCAUUCAAGGAGAGAGGAGGAGAAAUAUACGAGUUUGAAUACAAGAUAGAUAGCACAAGGGGAGGAAUAAAGAGGAUAUUUUCAGCUGCGUUUGUUGCAUCCAAGAAGCUUUACCUUCUAAACAUAGCUCAUUCAGACAAUCCUCAGCAACCCAUCACUGACCAGACAAGAAUGAUGCUGGAACAAGUUCUUCAUUCCUUCGCACCAGCAACUACUCCUCAAAUUUAAAUUGUAUACAAAUGAAAUGGCAUUUUAGAUGAUUUUAAUCUUGUAAUCGUAGAGUUUUCACUCUUCAAACAUUGAAUUAUCAACGUUUAUGUACUAAAAACCAGUAAUACAGAGUUUCACACCUACGAUAAUUGAUUUUGUC